AUGCUCCAACAAUGGCUUCGCCAGAGCCCCGCUGCAGCCGGUCUUCUUAGAUGCUCACGCUAUCGCGGCCCCCAAGCGGCCCUUCUCCAACUUAGCCCCCAGCGCGCUCCCACGUAUCAUGCAAUCCGAUCGCUUCAGACGUCAGCGGCCGAGUCGCAGGAGCGCAUACCUCUGCGGAAACAGCUGAAGCAAGGUGCGAAGGGGCUCAAGGCGCAGAAAAGACAACGGAGGGAAAGCGAGGAGGCGUCGCGGCAGACAUGGGAGCUGACGGUUGGCAUUGAGAUCCAUGCGCAACUGAACACGGAAACAAAGUUAUUCUCAAGAGCCUCCACGUCGAGCACCGACACCCCGAAUUCGAAUGUCGCUCUCUUUGACCUGGCCUUUCCGGGUAGCCAGCCGGAAUUUCAAGCUGCGACGCUGCUGCCCGCCCUGCGCGCCGCGAUUGCGUUGAACUGCGACAUUCAACCGAUCAGUCGGUUCGAUCGAAAACACUAUUUCUACCAGGAUCAACCCGCGGGAUACCAGAUCACACAGUACUACGAGCCCUUUGCGAGAAACGGCUACAUCGAUCUGUUUAAACAUGACGGCAUUGCACCCGAAGACGGCGAUCACGUCCGCAUCGGUAUCAAACAAGUCCAGCUUGAGCAGGACACGGCCAAGUCCCAGGAGUAUCCCCCUUCCACUCAGCUCCUGGAUUUUAACCGAGUAUCCCAUCCGCUCAUCGAGAUCAUCACGAUGCCACAGAUCCACACUCCCGCCACGGCCGCCGCCUGUGUUCGGAAAAUCCAGUCUGUUUUACAAUCCUGCAGUGCAGUGACCACUGGCAUGGAACUAGGAGGCCUGCGGGCGGAUGUGAAUGUUUCGAUUCGCCGCCGGGAUGAAGCACCUGGCACCCACCAGUACGGUGGAAUCGGCGGGCUUGGCCAACGGACGGAAAUCAAGAAUCUUAGCAGUUUCAAGGCUGUUGAAGACGCUAUCAUUGCAGAGAAAAACCGGCAGAUUGCUGUUCUUGAAAGCGGAGGCGUGAUCGAAGGCGAGACGCGCGGUUGGACCAUCGGCAGCACCGAGACUCGGAAGCUGCGAGGCAAGGAAGGCGAGGUAGAUUAUCGCUACAUGCCGGACCCAGAUCUGCCCCCAUUGUAUAUUGGCGAAGAUCUGGUGUCCGGUCUGCGACAGGCGCUCCCCACUCCUCCGGAUGAAUUGAUUGAGCUGCUGGCUGGCUCGGACUAUGGUCUUCCCAUUGAGGACGCGAAGCCAUUAAUUGAGUUGGACGACGGAGCGCGACUGGAAUACUACCAAGAUGUGGUGGAGAUCCUACGCAGUCUGCAGCAGGAUCAAGAUGCCAAGUCCCGCACCAUCCUUGCCCGGGUCGCUGGCAACUGGGUUCUUCACGAGUUCGGGGGUCUCUGGACCAAGGCGGACCUGGCCUGGGAUGCGCACCGGGUGCCUCCCCAGACGCUUGCACAGAUCAUUGAUCAGCUGCAGCGGAAACGUAUCACGGGAGCUACGGCGAAGCAGGUCCUCGUCAUGAUAUUUGACGGGGAUCGACGCUCUCUCCCCCAGCUGUUGGAGGAAGAAAAUCUGCUUCUCCGUCCAUUGUCGCGGGAGGAAUACAUUGCUCUGGCAGAGACCGCGAUGAGCCAAAAUCCGCAGAUGGUCGAGCAAAUCCGCAGCAAGAAUCAGCUUGGUAAGCUAGGAUGGUUUGUCGGACAGAUGAUGCGCAUGGGUGAGAAAGGCCGGGUAGAGGCUCAGAAGGCGGACGAGAUCUUGCGAGAGCUAAUUCUCGGCCAGUCGGGAAGCCAGCCGUAG
Messenger RNA from Aspergillus clavatus NRRL 1, 1809 nucleotides. RefSeq names its product glutamyl-tRNA(Gln) amidotransferase subunit PET112. Bases 1 to 1809 code for a protein of 602 amino acids. The transcript is spliced from 4 exons. The record is from RefSeq and is a predicted model, not a curated record. NCBI's taxonomy places the organism in Eukaryota, Fungi, Ascomycota, Eurotiomycetes, Eurotiales, Aspergillaceae. Gene Ontology annotation, biological process: glutaminyl-tRNAGln biosynthesis via transamidation; mitochondrial translation. Gene Ontology annotation, molecular function: glutaminyl-tRNA synthase (glutamine-hydrolyzing) activity.